UUUUUACACAAAUCAACAGAGCUUUAAUUUUUAGAGAUUUGUGACAAACAACAAGGGAAUCAAUUUUUCUUCUUGCAUCAUGUGACCACUUUGACCCUCCAUACACACCUAUUUUACACCCGGAAAUCGCGCGCUCUGUUUCCUUAUUUGGACACAUGAUCCGGUAUGAUGGCGUGAAUGAAUGGACUCCCGGCAGGUAAGUGAAGGGGUGUUAAAGUUAACUGAUAGAGCUCCGAGUGAGCAGCCUUGGUUACCCAAUGAUCCAACAGAGAAGUUUAGUGUUUAGUGUUCGCUGUUCAGAGAGUAAAAGAGACGCUGGAGGGAGGGAAAUGUGUAGUGUGUGUGUGUGUGUGUGUGUGUGUGUGUGGCUUAUAGACUGUAUAUACAUGGACAACUUGGUUCCGCCUCCCGCCCAAAUUUGAAGCUGAAAAUUUCGCUGUGAUUCUGCGUUUUCUCUCCAUUUCCUGAAACUAAUAUUGCGCAGUAGCGUUGUGCGCAUUCGACGGGAGAGUCGCCAAAAGUCGCUGUGAUGACGCUCGGCUCAAACAGCGUAUCCCAGCGUGCGAAUCUUUUUUUGUUGAAUGGUAGGUUGGCUAGAAGUGCUGGGCUCUGAUUGGUUAUGCCUUAUGGCUGUAAAACGUCAUCAUCUGUCGGGUUAGAGUUACGUUUAAGGUCCUUACACACUGGGACCAUUUUUUUUUGUGCAAUUAUUUUGGACAGAGAUAUUUUUUUUUGAACCCGUAUCCUGUCAACACAAGCGUUCACAUCAGCGACGUUUUCCCGUCCUGCGAUAUUGCAGCAUUUAUUUUCUCGGAUCACGGUCAAUUUGUCUUAAGUUUCGCAUACUGUGUGUCCACUUCUGACCAAUCAGAUUUUGUGUUGUUGUGAUGUCAGAUUCACCGGUAUAUCCAACAUGGCCGACCGGCUGAUUGUUUACAUGUCGGAGAACAGAGUGAUUUUUGAUUUUUAAAAAAAUGCUAAUACCUUCACAACACACAACAUUCUACAAUAGCAAAAACAAUAUUGUAAACCUUAGAUACUGAAUAAAAACCUCUGCUUCUGCAGUGAUACCAGCUCAAAAACAAUAAAUCUGAGCUGAUAAUAAACUGUUGAAGAAUUGACACACAACUGAUUUAUGUUGGGUAAAUUGGGCCAAGGAUGGAUCCGACAUGCUAAGCGGUUCGAUCCCAGGUUUGUCGCCUUGGAUAAUAUCAGAUGCGAUGUUGAUGAAAAUAUAUGGCCUAACCCCGAAGCAUAUAUAUGUAUAUAUAUAUACAUAUAUAUUUAUACAUCUAUUUAUAUAUGUGUGUGUGUAUAUUUUUUUACAUGUAUAUGGACAUGUAUUGCACAGGUUAAGGAUAUAAUAAUCAACACAGCAGCAGUAACAUUGGUAAUAUUGCACUUGUUUCCUCAUCUUGAGGGCUGGAGCUGGUUUAUGGGAGUUUAAGAUGGUGAUGGCUUGGGGGAGAGAGCUGCAUAUUAAUUCUGUAAUUUCCAAAUAACAUCAUUUUUGUUUUUUGAACUUUAAUGAAAGUUUAUUUCUGUCAAACCAUACUUCCAUUUUACUCAUAUCUAUGGUAAUUUCCUCCAGCAGCUUUUUAAAAUCAUCCCCAGAACAGAAAAUAUUUGUGUCAUCAGCAAAAACACCAACUUCAACACCUGUGACCCUCUACAAAUAUCAUUAUAUACAUGAUAAAGACAUGGAUAGGUGGGACUCUUAUUGUGAAAGUCCCGUGUUGGCGCCCUCUGUCGGUGGGGUGUGAGAACCUCCGCCAUCAGCAGCUUUGACGGACCGUCUCCUUCUCCUCCUUCUCUCAGCAGCAGCAGCAGCAGCAGGUCCGCUCGUGUCUAUUCCCGGAGAGACCACCUCCAUUUUCUCACCGACACCCGGCGGAGGCGCAGCGGCUCGCAGCAGACUCGGUGUCCGGCGGAGGGACACGCUCCUUCGGCCGCGCUGCUGUUAAAUCCUCGGGCGUGAAUCAGCCUUUUUUUUUCCUGGGAUGGCGGCGCUGCGGCAGGACGCGGCCGGGGCGGCGGUGGAUUUGUGAGGAUUUAACGGCUCGGUUUUCUGCGGUGAAAUUGUCGGUUUGGACGGAGCAGAGGAGGAGGAGGAGGGUCUGCUUCGGCUGGUCAGGUACAGGCUUUCUUCUAAUUGGUUUAUUUAUGACGGGGCUUUAUUCUGAGCUUCAUUAUAACCCGCUUUGUUUGAUCUGCUCAGCGGCUUGAUUAGCGACAGACAGGCCGCUACAGCAAGCCUCACCGGCGGCCCUGUCGGUGGGCAAAGCUCGCCGUUUCCACCCGGACAGCAUCCAUCCAGCCUCCGUGUGGCUCCGGUGGAUUUUUGGUGGGGGGUGGGGGUGUCGAGUUAUAUAAUGUGUGCGCAGAGGACACACCACCGAGCUGUCCGUCCGUCUGUCUGCUGCUGUAAUGUGAUUUCACCUCCGAGUGACGGACUGACAGCAGCCCGGUGCACACGCACACACACACACACACACAUGAACACACACACAUAAACACAAACACAUAAACACACACACGCGCUCGUUUUCCUUCGUCUCCUCUGUCUCCCUCGUUAUUCCGUCUGAUUAAAGGGUUCGUCGGUGACAUUGUGUCCGGACGGAUGCUCGGUGUUGAGGCCGGACUGCAGGUGCAGCAGAGAGUCAGUCAGACCUGCACAACAGCUAAACUCAUCAGUAAUAUCACAGUUAACAGUUUAAAUGAACACAGUAAAUAUUCUGUGUCUGAACAUCAUGAUAAUCUCAUCAUCCUCAGUGUCUGUAAAUAAAACAACACUGCAACUAAGAAGAGAAAAUGAACCCACACUCAUGUUCUUAGAAGACAUUUGGUUUAGUUGAUGUUUAUGGAGGAUCAGUGAAUUAAGAUUCAAAGGAUUAAGUUGUAUUAUGAGAAUAAACUCGUAGAAUAAUAACUGAUUAUUACAAGAAAACAUGGUCUGGUAGAAACACUAUGGAGAAUAAAACUGUGAGUAAAAUCAAAGUGUAAAUAUUUCAGGACUGACAGAGUUUUAUUUAUUAUGUCAUCUUUGUCUUAUCUCAGUGUCCCCCCUCAACAAAUUAUUAAAUUCAACCAUGAAUUUAUUUUUCGAAUGCGAUGACGAUAUUCUCAUACCAGAUUUAUUCUCAUCACAAAAUAAGUUUAUUCUCUUCAUACACAUUUAUGUUUUCUCAGAUCAUUUUAACAUUAUUCUGCUAACAGAUCUUUAUUCUCAGAAUGACUCACUUCUGGUAAUAUACCGACUUUAUUCUCAUAACCUCAGGACAGUUUUUCUCAUGUCAUUCUGACUUUAUUCUGAUAGCAACAGGAUUUUUUUGGAUUUCUACGGGUUUAUUUUCAUAACAUGAGGGUUUUAUUUUCACCACAUAAAAACUCAGUUGUACAAACAAAACUCUAUCCUCAUGCCAGCCCUGUUCUCAGAUCAUUACAACUUUAUUUUGGUGAAUAAAUUAAAACACUGUAUCGUCACAACAAUGAUUUUAUUAUGUGUUAACAUGACAAAUGUAUUCUGCCACCAGAACAACCAGAAUCUCUAACAUUAAAAGUCUAGUCCAUAAAGACUAAUGCUGCGUUCUGGUUAUCUCAGAAGUUGGAUGUUGGAGCUGGGAAUGACGGCGUUCUGGCAAACAAGAUGGACGCCUACUGUUGUAUCGAUUAGCUGUUGUUAAAUAUACUAGUUAAAAUCAACACAUAACAGUAUUGUACUCAUAUAAACACCACAGUACCAUGUCCACAGGUAGGUGUUGGACAGUCCCACAUAUACCACUGAUUUAAUUUCACAAAAACAAAACAGAAGGUAGGGCUGGACAAUAAACCGAAAAUUCACCGAUACUGAAAUUUACGACAAUAACCAACGUCAUUUUGCACAUAUCGGUAUAUUCAGUGUCAAAACAAAUCAAUCAAAGUAGUUUUUGGAUGUGUGUAGGUAGGCUAUGGUCUCAUGUCCCUUUAAGACGUUAGUUAUCGUCCAUUUAUCGUUAUCGAGGUGAAUAUUGAUCUGAGGCCAUAUCGCCCAGCCCUAACAGAAGUGCUAAUAAAUAAACCAUGUGGAGAGCUUUCACUGUCACUGUUCACUGCUGCCAUCUUGGAUUAGGAUGUUGUGGUCGAGGCGCGGUUGGUGAGGAGCGUCCAACUUUCUAAAUCCAAAAUCCGACUUCAGGGAGGCGCUCUACGAAUUUCCAACUGGGAACUCGGAAAGUCUGACAACAGAAUGACUUUAUACUUGUAACUGAACAAUUUUAUUAUAGUUCAAUUAUAACUUUAACACAAUGACUUCACUCUCUUUACUAAUCUCUCUUAUACAAACGUUAUCGUUACAUUCAGGCUUUAUUCUUGUGACACAAUAAAUUCAGAGUCAAAACAAAACCGUUUCCUUCUAGUAACAUAAAGAGUCUUUUGCCGUAACCUUUAUUUCACUUCGAUAACGACUUAAAUUCUGAAAUAUUUUCCUCCAAGGGGGCCUCAGGACUUCAUCUGAGUAAGUUAAAUCAGUAGACAGAAAAAUGAUGUUUUUGGACUAAAAAAGAGUUUAAUAAUCCUGGCAGAAAGAAUAUGAGAAUAUGUUGUUUUUUAUUCUAGUUUAAAUCUAUUAAUGUAUUUGAUGGAGAAACGAUUCAGACCGUCACAGUCUGUGUCAGAGUUAAAGCUUUAAAAAUGGGUUUGGAUUAUGAGAUAUGAAACGCUCUGAAAACGUACACUGAGUGCAGAGGGGAUAUGUAAAUGUGACCUUGGAGUCGUCCAGAGAGACCAAACCUGUUUCUAAAUGUCAACAUAUACACUCAUCAGAUAUUUAACACAGAAAUCUGAGCUCCGAUUUACACAACAAACAAAACAACUCAACCAAAGACAGCGACCUGUAGAGGUGAAACCAUGAGACCGGAGCAGGAUCGACACUACACUCAUGUUUCCUUCAUUUCAGCAGCAGGGCCGGAACAAACCCUCAGGGUUAGAGGUCAGCUGUGGGCCCCCUUCAGCUCCACUCUGGUUGUUUCUCAUUUGUGUCUUCAAAGCUGUUUCGUCUUUUUGUAGUUGUAUCUUUGUCGUGUUUACGUGUUGAGUUGUGUUGAUUUUUUGCGUGUUUGUGUUUCUCUCUCUGUAGUCGUUCUUUUGUGUCUUUGUAGCUCUCUGAUGGUAGUUUUGUUCAUUCUUUGCGGUUAACUUUUCAUAGUUACUUUGUAGUUUUUUGUAUUUGUUUUUUUGCAUCAUUUGGUGUCUCCACAGUUUCUUCUUCCUUCUUAUGGUCUAUAAUUGUUUUGUGUUUUUCUCUCGUUGUUUUGUGUCUUUGCAGUAGUUUUGUAUCUCUCAGUUCUGUGUCUUUACAGUUUUCAGACAAGCCCCCCCCACACUGUCCAUUUUUAAAACUCGUCUUAAAACCCUUUUUUAUUCAUGAGACUCGGCUGCUGUUUUAGUGUUUUAUGUUUGUUUUUAGUUUAUUUGUUUCUACGUUUUUUAAAUUAGUUUUUAAAAACAUUGAAACUAUAUUUUACUUUUUAAAAUCUGCUUUUAUUUUAUCCGCUGUUUUAAUUGUUUUUUAUGUCUACGUUGUUUUGUUUUUAAAGUGCAAAUAAAGUUGAGUUGUGUUUUUGCAGAUUUCGGUCUGUAACUAUUUUGUGUCUCUAGUUGUUUUGUAUCUUUGCAUUUGUCUUUUUGCAGCAGUUGUGUUUCUUUGCAGUAGUUUUGUGUCAUUGAAUUUGUGUAAUUUCGUUGUUUUGUGUCUCCGGAGUUUCUUCUUCCUUCUUGUGGUUUAUAUUUUUCUGUUUUUGAAGGUGUUUUUGCUCUCGUUGUUUUGUGUCUUUGCACUCGUUUUGUAUCUUGCAGUUGUUCUGUGUCUUAUUAGUUUUGUAGUUUAGCGUUUUGCAGGUGUCUCUGUAGUUGUUGUUGUAUCUUUCUACCUGUUUUGUCUCAUUGCUAGCGUGUCUUUUUGCAUCAGUUUUGUGUCUUUGCAGUUGUAUUGCAGUUUUGUGUCUUUUCAGGUGUCUGGAGUUUUUUUGUUGAUUUGCGUCCUCACAGUUGUGUAUUUGCAGUGAUGCUCACACUUGUUUUCAGUCUUCUCAGUUGUCUUUUUGCAGACGUCCCGCGUCUUUGUCGUUGUUUACUGUCUCUGUUUUGGUUCUCAGUGUUCGUAGCUGUCUUUGCGUUGGUUUUGUGUCCGUAUUUUUGUGUUUCAGCUGUUUCGUGUUAUCGGUCACAUGGUGUGGGUGUUGUUGUCAGGGCCUCAGCUCUACAUGUGCACCUGCACAGUGUUUUUUACCCUCGUCUCUGUUCACGGAUAAAUCCUUAAAAAUCUGGGACUCAGUCAAAUGAGACUUUUACAGAAAUACAGACUUUCUGUUGUGUUUUGUUUACUGUAAAUAUUAAAUAUGAAUCAGGGGUAAAAGUAAAGUGUGCGGUUUGUAUAUUUACUGCAGCAGCUUCACUGAUAAACCACCGGAGCACUCAGAGUGAUAUCGGAGGAGAGCGCACUCAGGUCAGCCACAGACUGACGAUUCGAAAGCUUUAAACACAACUGCCAAUGAUGACAGUGCAUAAAGACACACCCACAGAGGCUGUGAAGUGCAUUUCACCCCUAAAGAAAGUCUCUGAUAUUAAGACGAAGACUCCAGAAAACAGAGACAGAGCACAUGUUUCUAACCUCAGACCUCAGCGGGAAGUUUGGAUGUUGUCAGGAAAACAACGUAGCUGUUAGCGCUCGCCACCUUUCUGAUGACUUCUGUAAACAAAGAACUAGCUGGACUUGAGUCUCAGCUGACCUUCAUGAAGCUGAGAUCUCUGAGAUUAUUCCAGGUUGUGUAAAAGGUAACACCCCAGCUGUGUCCAACUCUAUCCGUGGAAAAGCUUUGUGAAAAGUUAAACCUCCAAACCGUGUUGAACUUUCUAUCUAAGCAGCUAAAUGAGGUGGACUGAGUGGACCUGAUACAGCACCAGAAUCUGAUCAUAGGGAGUGUUUAGAGCUAGGGGUGUCCCAAUACAACUUUUUGACUUCCGAUAUGAUGCCGAUAUUGAAGCCUUCGAUGUUGACCGAUACCUAAGGCUGCAUGAUAUUGGAAAAAACUAACAUUGCAAUUUUUUUCAACCCUGCGAUAAAUAUUAUAUUUAAAAUUACAGGAAUUUUACCCAGAUGACCUGAAUCUGAGUUUGUGCUGAAAUCUUGAGGACAGUUAACCUGCUCUGAUCUUACCUCUUUUAGUGAAUGUUAGUAGACUGUCUUCUGUCUGUCUUUAGAGAUAUUUUUAGCUUUUAUUGUUCUGGACGUUACCGUGGAAACAGAUGAACACAGAACACGUGUUUUAGUCGACGUCAUCCUUCUUAGAACUGAAAUAAUUCCUGAUAACUGACGUUGAUUUUCUUUUUACCAACACGUCUUGCUCUUUGGUGGUUUCCUCUUGUUCGUUUCUCCUUUUGCAAUCGUUGUUGUUAUUACCGCUGUUGUACAGAGAAACGCACGCCCGCCCGCUGAGGACUGCAUCCACCUCGCAGAAACGCGCACCAUAGAGUGGUCCGUGGAAAUGUACGAUUUAAAACCCAUACAGUUCUUAUUUGUUGGAUAAACAGCGAUGAGGAAUGUUCCCAAAGUCAUUCUCGACGUUUCUUGGGUCGACACCGGCAGCGCCAGCGACUCACUCCAUGUGCAGGGGCGUGGUUUCCUCCUCUCUGAUUUUGAUUGACGGCUGGCAGGUUAGUCUGAUUGGCAACUGAAUAAAGAACGAAUGUGAUUGGCAGAUCGCUGCACAGCACACGCAGAGUCACAUGAAGUGUAUGUCAGUCAGCUACCCGACAGCCUCCGACAUCGCAGGCCCUGACAUGUGACUGGUGCGCACACGUACAUUACGAUGAUAUUGUGGAUCCGAUAUUGGAACAAUAUGACAAGUUUUGCACUCAGCUGCAAGUUCUUUUUUGUACUUAGAAAAUACUGCCGACAUCACUCUUACUCUUUGUUACUUUGUCCGUACCUUGGUACACACUGUUGUUGUGAUUUUGUGGGCUCAGCUUGCUGGAUCCGGGUGCUGCUGGAUAGAGGAGCUGGAGCGGAGUCUGGAAUGGACUGCUUGUAUCGGAGUGCUGAUAUCGGAGAUUUUAGAUGCAGGCCGAUAUAAUCCGAUAUUUGGAGCACCACAAUUUAGAGCUGCCAAUCAUGCUAAGCUACUCCUCAGAACAAUAACAUUUGAGAAACAAAAUACUGAUGGAGACUAAAACCAGCAGUUAAGAUGCUGCUGGUUUUCGUCUCCAUCAGGGCAGAUUCUUGCGCCGUAUUCUCAGAUAUCAUGAGCCGACCAGCUGUGACAGAUUGAGGUCAAACUGAACUCAUCAGAUAUUCACAGAGAGGAGAGUUUAAAACAGACUCUGAGAGAGAGAGAGCUGAGUGAUCAACAUCUAUAACACACAACAACACACUCCAGGGCAUACUGAGACAGACAGUAUGGUACAUGAAAACACACUGAGGCAAACUAAAACACACUUCAGUACUCUAAAACACACUCAGAAACACACUGCGGUGGUUGUCAGGUCUGUUUAGUUCAAAGUUUUGGUCAAACUCAGUUUAUUUAAUUUAGUUUUCUAAGUUUUGGUUCCUGACAAGUGCUUCAGAGACUUUCUUCAGGUCCUGAUACUGUGGAAUCUUCGACUCUGUUCAUGGUGUUGUUGUUUGUAACUGAAGCUCUGUAAUCUGACUCUGCACAGUGCACCAUAAAGCGGUGUUACAUUCACUGACCUGUGGAAGUUUCCCCUCUCUGCCUUUAAGGAGAGGAGUUCAGCAAACGUGUUACAGGACAAAUCUUCAACAAUUCAAACGUUUAACGGAUAAAUAUUAGUUUUGGACUCAAACGCACCACUUCAGGUGUAUUCUGACCCAGUUUGAGACGUUGGAAACGCAAAGUUAUCGUGUUAAAUACGAAUUGGAAGAAGGUUGUCGGGCUUUAUCAGACAGUUAUUUUGAUCUGACAUUAUAUUUAAUUUCUGGGAUAUAUAAAAUUAUUUCAGGGACACUCCAUUUGUUUUUUUUUCUUUGUAAGUAGUUUGUGGAUUUGAGGAAUAUUUUUGCUUCAAUCAAAUAUUUUAAAUUUUCAUAAAUCUGUGUUUCUUAAAAUAUUUCUGUUCUUGCAGAAAUUUAGAAAUAUAGACCAAAAAUUCAUUAAAUAAGAUAAUUUUAUAUUUCAGGUAUAUUUGUACUUUGGAAUAUUUGAAGUUUAUCCUUUUUUGGGGGAUUUCUGCCGCCAUUAAAUACCUUUUUUUUUUUAAUUUCAUGGUGUAUUUUUGCGUUGAAAAAUGAUUUUGCAUCAUAUUCAAGGUUUCUGUUUCUUGAUUUUUUAAAGGGUAUUUGACUUAGAAUAUUUUUUUGCCUUUUAAGAAACAUUUUUUUGAACAGUACAUCAAAUGUUUUUGCUUUUCAUGAUUUUUUGUGAAAUAGUUUUACCUAUAAUUGAUCAUUUUAACCUUUUUGAUUCCUUUUUUUCCCAUUUCUCUGUAUAUUUUAUUUGAUCUCUGCAUUUGCUUUUUGUGAAAUAUUUUUAUGUAGGUUGAAAAACGUUGCACAGCCUAAAACAUUUUUCUGGAACGAUAUUUUGUUUGAUAAAAAUAUGUGGAGUUGACUUUAAGGGCCACCAUCAUUUUAAGUUUUGCUUACACUUGAAGUUACUUUGUAGAGAUCAACAGCUUAGAGAUGCUCUCACCAGUGCACGGAUCGCAGGACAGGAGGCUUCUCCACCAUUUUAGGGCUGGACACUAAUGAUUUUACUACUGCGUCAACAGGCAGAGGGAGAAAGUGAGAGAGAAGCCUGAGAUAGUGGCAGAAGAGGAGUUUCUGUUGACAUCUGUGAGGCGUUCAGGAACACCGGGUUCACACGGAGGCACAUGUUGAGGACUGAUAACAGUGUCAGUUACUCUGCGUUCACACUGACGUCUGUCCGACUGGUGAAAACAAGAAAAACAGCAAAUCCAGUUCUGGUUUCAGACUUUUAUCAUUUGUAACUGUUAUCAUGGGUGUAGCUACUAGAAAUCAUGAAUUUGGAUCCCCGUCAACACAUCAGCCUGUUCACUCAGCGCCGUGUCAGAGCCUUAUUACUGAAUCCAUUCCACUCGUUUAUUCAGAUAAAACCUGAACCAAUAAAACUCCAGUCCACAUUUUAACUGCUAGCGGCGCCUUCUUGCACAAUGUGCACAUGCACGCACGCACACAGAAGAUGGGUGAAAAAACUGUCACAGCAAAAUGUUAACUUUGUUAAUUUAACAUAACCCUUCGGCCCUAAGCAUAUUUAAAGGAGAAAAAACGCAUAAAAGACAUACCCAAAGUAAAUGAGGAAUGACUUCACUUUACUAAAGGUUAUUUGUUUCAUGUUCUUGGUGUCCUUGGACAUCUAGAGACUUCAGAGAAUGUGUUCAAUUGUCAGAAGUGUUUUAUCUGUCAUUAUGCGUGAGUAAAUUGGAAUAAAUCAGGAAAAGUUACGUUUUUUUACCCUCGCCAAAAUGUUUUCUUUUUUUGACAGGGGAAAACACAAUGCUGGCAAUGAUUCCAGGCCCCCAGAUGCCAUUGAUUAGCUUCAUCCACUCCUUGACCACAAAUGUACCAAAUUUGAUAGAAUUUGGGCAAACAGUAAAGCCUACAUGAAGGUUUUUGUAAGGAUACACCCAGGUGAGGACUCAAUUUGGCACAAUUUGUGGAUUAUGGAUUAUUUUCUACCUCUAAAGAGAACUGGCUCCAAAUUACAAUUUAUUUUCAUAAGACUAGUCUCCUACUACCUAUUGGAGCUUUUAGAUAUGAAAUUUACCUUUUAUAUUUGUUUAUAUGUAAUACAGAAUAGUGAAAAAUAACAGGAACUUCUACAUUUCUUUCUUCACAGGGAGUAUUUUUAUUUGAAAAAAGUGCAAAAAGAGAAACAAACAUUCUGUGCAAACAAUGUAAAAUAAAAAGUAAAAGUGCAACAAAUAUUGUAAAUUAAAAACAAUAUAUAACAAUAUAAAUACAGCAAACACAUGUAGAGUAAAUUAAAUGUAAUGAAUACAUAGAAAUGCAUAAUUGAAGCAGUAAAGAGUGUAUUAUUUCAUUUAGAGACCAGAAUCAAACAAAUGAUCAGUACACAAACCCUGAUACAAGCAAUGUCACCUUUCUUGCAGGUAAGGGUGGGGGUGGGGCGUCUGGUGCAGGGAGUACUGAUGGUGUGAAAACCCCUGAUGGGGGGAGGGUGGAUGUGCCUCACUCCCCUCUUCUUGGUGGCUGUGAAAAUGGUGAUCAAUUACUAUGCAGAACAAAAAUAAAUAACAUUUGUAAAUUUCACUGAAGGACACAAAAGUUGUGGAUAUAUGUAAACUUAUUCACUAAAUUGAGUAGCCAUGACCUCUACUAUAUUUUAUUUGCAUUUAUAUGUACUUUAUUUUUUCUCAUAAAGAAUAUAUUCGAAGACAGAUAAAAUGCAGUAUCUGGAAGCAAAGUAAGCCCAAAAUAAACAGAUAUAGUGAAACUGCAGUAAUAUUCAAUGCUAUUGGACCGCCAUACUUACUACAGUGUUUACAGUUUUAUGACAAAGGUGUUCCAUGCAUAUCAAUUUACACAACACGGCCUUAUAGAUAAAUGCAAAUACUUACUAGUAAACUUGGUCCACUUUUAAUGUAAACAGUGACUCCUCCUCGGAGCCGACGCCAUUACUGAGUCAGACGAGUCCUCAAAUUCACCGUAUGAGCCCCGCUGAAUUUCUAAUAAAAUGUCCGCCAUUUCCCUGUAAGAGUUGAAUUUUUCUUUUCCUGGUUGAAAAGUACUCAAGAGAAGUUUUAUAUGUGGUGGAGAAAGUUUACAGGAGAGUCCCGAGUGAUCACUGUGCGAUGCAGCAUCCUGCCUUCGUCUGUGGGGCGCUGCACCUAAAAGCGCACAGAUUACGAACACUUUACGCUCGGCUUUUUUCAAAGCUGGGAAAUGUAGUCUUUAGAAAGAUUGAUGCUAAUCGAUUCAGUAGCUUCCCCCCUUUCAAAUGGCUACAGACAUGGCCGUACGGAGCCUUUCUCCGCUACACUGUAAAGCUUUGAUUCGGUGGUGGUCGCAAAAUUUAAAUGUCCAGAGGUACAGAGACACCAAGGCAGAUUUAAAUCUACAGAAAAAGGUAACUUCUACACUAAAAACAGACAUUCGACCCAGUUCUGUGAACAUUAGAGUCUAAACUUUGAUCGAGAAUUGAGAGUUUCAAUACAUUUUUUACAGCGUUUAAAUACAUGCCGCAAAAUCAACGGUCGUCCGUCUACGGGCAAAAUUAACAUUUUGUUAAAUUAACUGAAUGUCUGUGUUUGUAUUUCUGUCUGUUUUUGUGAUGAAGUCUCUACAGAGAUGAUUCGAUGUUAGCAGAUCGAUGUUAGCAGAUUAGCUAACCGUUGACGAGCUAAUGCUGAGUUAGCGUCUCCCGUUAAUCAAGUCAUUCCGCCGCAGAAAAAAAAAAACCUCACUCAACUUUAUUUGUAAAUCACUUUAAAACAACCACAGCUGAACAGAGUGCUGAACAUAAACAGACAAAACAACGACAUAAAAAACAGUUAAAACAAUGGAUAAAAUAAAAGCAGAUAUUAAAAAGUAAAAUAUAGUUUCAAUGUUUUUAAAAACUAAUUUAAAAACAUCGAAACAAAUAACUAAAAACAAACAUAAAACACUGAAACAGGAGCCGAGUCUCAUGAAUAAAAAUGGGCUUUAAGACGAGUUUUAAAAAUGGACAGUGUGUGUAUGUGGGGGGGCUUGUCUGAUUCUGAGGGGUCGCUCGUUCCAUAAUUUUGGGGCUGUAACAGAAAAAGAUUUAUCCCCUCUGAGCUUCAGUUUGGACCUCGGUACCUCCAGGAGCAGCUGAUCAGCUGACCUGAGGCUCUGAUCGAGCGAGCGGGGGUGUAGGGGUGGAGAAGCUCAGAGAGGUAAGAUGGAGUCAGACCGUUUAAAGAUUUAAAAACAAAUCAAAGAAUCUUAAAAUGAAGAAUCUAAAAUGAACAGGUGACCAGUGGAGGGAGGUCAGGAUGGGAGUACUCCAAAACAAACAAACAAACAAAAAAUAACAUGUUUGACGUGUGUCUGCACCAUCAAAUCAUGUCAGCACAGAGUAAGAUUUCCAGGUGUUGGUAGAUUUUUCUAGGCCAUGUCUUUUUUUUUUUUGUCAGUGAGACAAAAGUGGACACAUGCGGUACUUAUAUUUGUAUGCUGUUGUUUGUUUUUGCUGGUGCACUACCUGCAGACCCCGCUGUGAGUGAGCACCGGUGCAGACUCGCUCUUGAAGGGCUGAACGGUCCACUCGCCCUCCUCACUCUGUGGUUCGGUUUCAAUAUGAAAAAAAAAUCAGUUACAUGGCGACCCUCUAUUUUCCGUUAGAUUUAACUCCAUUGAAACAGGAGGUCGGAGGUUAGAGACGUGCGCUCUGUAUCAGUAAACACGAGGGUCCAUGGAGGCGUUUUCUACCCAUAACCCCUCUGUCACAGUCCGUAUCUGUGAGGCGGCUCAUCCCUCUCUCUGUCACACAUUUACACCUCUCAGUGUUUCUGAACGUACACAUUUAAUCUUUAAGCACACACAUUCAGCUGUUAUCUGUGCGCCGCAGACGUCAGCCGGGCGUUAAAAAAAAAGUUUCUUGUUCUUUUUUUAGCUGCUGCUGUCUGAUCGUGUGUCUCUUAAAAACUCUGAGAGCUUUGGCUGCUGAUUUGAAAUUAUUCACAACAUCGAUGUCUUUCUGCUAACCUGCCGGAGCUAACAGAGGCGAGGCUAACAGAGGCUAAGUAUCAUAGCUAAUCAAAUUUACCAUGACAGGGCUAAGCUAACUCAAGCUAGCUGGUGUAUGAAGGUGGUGCAGAGCUAACAGGGGAAGCUGAAGUUUUCGGACAAAGCCGAACAAACUCCAGGUGUGAGGACGAACUUACUUAACUCAAACUUUAUUUAGAGCAAAUAUCGAAAACACCCGGGGUGGAGGAAAGUGCUGGACAGAUUUCUAGGGAGGACUUAGUAACCUCACUUGAUCCUGCAGAGCGGAUGAACAGGGGAAGGACGAAGUUAAUGUGGGAGGGGGUGAGCAGCUUGUGGAGUAGUUAUCGUCCACUUAUCGUUAUCGAGGAGAACUGAUCAAUAUAUCUUGGUAUUGAUUUGAGGCCAUAUCGCCCAGCCCUAAUGCAGGGUAUAUUUCAAUACAAUCUUAUCCACAGUUAUUUUAUAUGUAAAUAAAGGACCCUUUGGAUAUUUGGACAGUACUGAAGUCAGACCCUGGUUUUUUACUAUUGAAACAUAGUUUUCUUGACCAAAGGUACCAGAACUUCAUGUUUCAGGAACCUAUUGUCAGGGAACUAAGCAGUGCCUGUGGACAAGGAAAUUUGAGUUGACCUCUGGAUAGAUGAAGCUAGUCUGGCCAAUGACAAUGGAGUUUCUGCUGCUACUUAUGCAUAAAAACAUUUUUAUCAACUACACUGUCAGCAGGUGAGCUGUGUAAUUAUCAUCUAACAUAAGGUGAUAUAUGAUACUUUAUGUGUAAACUAAAACACCACUAACCUUUAGUGGUUUAGGUCGGGGCAAGUAGAGAGCAGGGCUGAGUGAAAAAAGAGUCCAGUGUAGGGCUGGGUGAUAAACCGAAAAUUUACCACAAUAACCGACGUCAUUUUGUCCAUAUCGGUAUAUUCUGUGUCAUAAUAAACAAAUCGAAGUUGUUUUUGGAUGUGUGUAGGUAGACUAUGGUCUCAUGUCCCUUUAAGACGCUGUCCUACAUCAGAGACGAUUGUUAUCGAGGUGAACUGAUCAAUAUAUCCUGAUAUUGAUAUGAGGCCGUAUUACCCAGCUCUAGUCCAGUGUAAUUGUUGUGGUUGUUUAUGGUUUUAGUCCCGUGCUUCAUCUACAGUCGCCUGUUUCAGUGUCAGGAUGGGUCAGUAGGGUCUGGGUCACACGGAGGUCUGUGGACGGCGCUCGCAGGAGUUGGUUAAAGUCUCAGGAGGAGUUGAGGGGGUGGGCGAGUGUCUCAGGUAAAGGUGGUGCUAACAUGUGCUGGUCUUUGGAGGGCUUAGGAUCAUGUGGGUCUGAGGAUGUCCGUGGAGUCUAAGCUUUCAAGGCCUAGUGAAGGUCCCUGGAUGGUGCUAAGCUAACUGAGGCUAGUGAAAGUCUUACAGACGUUUUUAGCCGUGGCUAAGCUAAUAACGGUAAUAGGGGUCAAAACAGCAUGCAUGGAGCUAAUAAGGUCUGUAGGCGCAAGGUCUUACGAGGAGGUCAGGCGGGGGUCUAAUCCAGGUAUGCUGAUCAGGUGUUAGCGGCGCUCGGCUGUGGCGAAUAGAUGUGUGUUUAUCAGUGUGUGAGUGUUGCAGUGUGUCUGCAGCUCUGAGGCUGGAGGCUUCAGAUGAGUCAUGCUGCUGCUGCUGCUGCUGCACCAUGACAACAGAGAGGGGGGGAGGGGGUCUGAAUGACGGUGGAAUAUUCCAGAUUUCAACAUCGCUGCACUCACAGAGAAAUAACAGAACCAGAAGGAAAAAUCCCGUCUGGACGCUUUAAUUUCAUCCUCUGAUAAAGAAAAAAAAACAUCAUCCUGAUGAUUUACUGCGUUUGAACACAGAGAGAGGAGCCUGACCUGAAGGUGGCGCUAGAAAGACCAUAGAGGGGUUUAUCCACUGGAGAGCAGGAUGGGGAUCAGGAUAUGUGAUGGGGGGGAAAGUCCCAGAAAGCUGAAAACAUGCAGGUGUUCUGACAACAACAACAACAGCGAACGAGGGUCGCUUCAACGCUCGACUCACAGAGGAGGAAAACAAACACCUGCGGACAGGUUCAGACACAAACGACACCUGUGAUCGAAACAGAAACGAGAUCAAAUCACUGCAGAGAUGUAAAAACACAACUCUCUGUCAGAGUCUAUAUCUCUAACAUACACAGUUAUAGACGGGACAGAGCAGAGUUAAAUAGUUAAAUAGUUAAAGAGCCAAGAAAAUAUUCACAAAUAUUGACAUAAACGUAAACUCAACAAUAGUAAAGAGUGAGUGAGAAUAAAUUCAGGCUACAAACAGUCACAAAGGUUUGUGUCUGUUCCCUGUUUGAACAAAUGUAGUUUUGGUUUUUGGUCACAGAUGAAAACAGCUGAUGUAGAGGAUAGUUCUGCUCUGAUAACAACUUUUAGAUAACUGUGGAGCUGAUCGUUGUAAUUUUGUAAUCACCAAUCAAUCAGGAUCAAUAAUCAAGGAGAGGAGGGAGGAGGCGGGUGUGUGUGUCUGAAAAGCAGAGGGACAACAUAACCACGAUGACAGAGAGGCUGUAGUGAUGGAGCCAAUAUUUUUUAACAUUUUAAAACAUUAUUUAUUGACUUCUUAUUUAUUUUUGUCAGGCUAAACAGUGAAAUUUGUCUGUAUCAUAAAAAUAUAUAUAAUUUUACUCCUGGGUGUUAUCUGUGGAGCUCAGGAGGUGACAUGAACUUUACUUUUUUAUUAAUCUGCACGUGUCAGAAGGACGGUGUCAUGGACAGAGAGCAUACUGUCAACAUUUCAUUCAUUUACUGUAGUUUUCGGGCAGUAAGGUGAACUGCAUUGAACGGCGCUCUGUGAAUUAACAUGUCUGUGUUCACACAUAAGGCGCACCAGAUUGUAAGGCGCAUUAAGCACUGGCGCAUUGAUUGGUUUAUUGCUGCUAGCGCGUACUCUGGGCCUGGGCUGCCUUACAUACACACAACACAACAACAACAAGUUAUCAUACAUAAGGCGCACUGGAUUAUAAGGCAAACUGUCAAUUUUGUAGGAAAAUGUCAGGAUUUCAGGUCCACAUUGUAGUCCGAAGAAUAUGGGUCUGACUGACAAAGAGAUACUUCAUAGUUUCACAUAGUAUGGUAUUGUUUUAAAGAGGAGACGCCUCAUCACAAUCCUUAUUUACCAUUGGCGAUAUUCGGACUUGCAGGAAGUGAUUUUUGUUUAUAAACAAACAGUUAAAACUAGGGCCCGACUGAUAUGGAUUUUUGGGGCCGAUGCCGUGGGACCUGCAGUGUGAACUUUUCCUGAUUCUCCAUAUUUUAUUUCUGAAAAUAUCGACCGAUUUAAUCAGCUUGCCGAUAAAUUGGUCGGGCCCUAGUUAAAACGCACCUGCGAUAUAAUAAAAUGAGGCGUGAGAGUAGAAGAGUUCAGAUCCUUUAGUUUUUUAUAACUGUAUAAAAUUCCUACUUGACUAUAAAAGCGUGUGUGAUGUAGAUGUCAGUUUGUGAGUCAGAGUGUUUAAACAUCAGGACUCUAAUUUUUGACCUCAGUCGUUGGAACACUGAACCCCUCAGCCGUCCUUCAUGAUGUCUCUGCUGUUCAUUCAGAUCAGGAGCACAGACCCCCCCACAGUAGUUUUCUGAUAUCAGCUCUGUGUUGUAUCUGCACACCUGUGGUAGAGCUGUUAACACUGUCCUGCUCUGAAGCAUGAUGGGAGCUGUAGUUCUGAAGACUGACUGUAUAAAGUGUCAGUACUGUAAAUAUACUAACAGUGUUUCUGACUGUGGCUGCGUCACCUCUGCUGAUAUCAGAUGGAUGUGUCCUCUCUCACUCUCUCUCUCUCUCUCACUCUCACUCUCUCUCACUCUCUGACUCUCUCUCUCUCACUCUCUCUCACUCUCUCUCUCACUCUGUAGCAGCCUGAUGUAUAAUUCAGAGACUCUCUUUGUUCCCCGUCUGUUCGCUCGCAGGUGGAGCGAUGUGAUGUAACCGUGACAUCAUCACUCAAAGCGUCGUCACUGCCGUUUUGUGACAAGCGCUCGCCCGGGCGUGAAAACUAGGUCAGGCGCUGUAACCCGGGUUACCGUGGCAACAGGAUCAGUAGGUCAACACAGGGGGGAACUGUACGUGGCUGCCGGUCUCGAGGCAUGCUGGGAAAUGUAGUCAGUUCCGCUGCGCUGUAACUCAUCCUCACGAGUCCUCUUGGACGGUUUGGUCCCAGGAUGCAUUUCUGUCUUCUAUCCAGCAGAAAUCAUCACCUGUCUGCAGCCUCUCAGUUGGAUUUCACUGAUUUUUAAGUUAAACGCGGUUCUGCCUGAGGGUCUGAAGAUCAGGACCAUCCAGUCCUGGUUUUGGUCCUUGGUUUGAAUCUCUGAAUGAUCUGAUGUUCUGUAGACGAUGAAUCCACUCAGGAACUUUACUCUGAAACUGUUGAACUGUUCGCUCACACGGUCUCUCACAGAGCGGUGAACGUCCUCCAUCUUUCCUCACGAGAGACUCAUUACACAACUUUUGACCAGUCUGUUUGUGUCUCUGUAAACAGCUGUUAGAAAGAUGACAGUAAAUGUAGUUUUUCUAUUAUGAACCUUUUUUAGUCCAACUUCAGACGUGUUCACAUGAGCAGAAUCAGAGAAUCUGAAUCCACUGUUUAUAUGGGGGUGUAAAUCAGAUAAUCCCAUCAUGACGUGUGUAAACAUGCACUGAGUUUGGUUCAGAUUAGAAGUAUUUGGACAUGCGCUGAGUUUUCUAAUUUCACUAAAACAACCACAGAAGAAGAAGAAGAAGAAGAGUUGUGUUUACGCCUGUGCUGUCAACAAACCAACAAACCCGGUCGUGGCUCACUCCGUCCACUUCAGGAGUUUACUUAGUUGCUCACUUAUUUCUCUGUUCUGUCAAAGGUUGUGCUGUGCGUGCAGAUGUGACAUCGUUACGCUGUUUGUAUGAAGGAGCAGACACGUUGAUACGAGUGUUAACAAUGAAACCUCCUGAACUGACCUCAGUAAAUGAAGAGUGAAGAUGGAGUCAGGUUAGAGAGUCACGAUCAGAAUAAGUCUUUACAUGGACUCGUUUCAGAGGAACGAUCGGCAUAAACCACCCCUCUGGAUCAGAAUACAGAUUCUCUCUAAUUGAGCUGAAUUGAAUCUGAUCGACAUGUUUACAUGACGCUUUUUUAUUCCGAUUUUAUUACCAUCAUAUUCUGUUUCUAUCAAAGUCUCUUGACUUUGUUGAAUCCUUUUCUGUCCUCCAUGUAGGAAACAAACCAUUCGAACAAAAUCACAGUUAUUCAGAGGAAAUCCUGAGACAUCAUCAGAGGCCGUCAAACAAACAGACUCAUCCUCUCAUUGAAUCAAACUUUGACGGCAGGAAAUCUCAAAUCUCCGAACUCUGAUGUUUUUGAUGGAAAAGUUAAAGGUGCUCAGAAAUGUUUCCUUGUUUUCCUGACAGGUUUGGGUUAAAGGUCACCGUUUUAACGUCUCUGUUUCCUCUUUCAGAUUCUCUGCGAGGAUGUGGCAGUGAGCAUGCUCAAAGCCCUGAUCGUUACCAUGGCGAUAUAUGGCGGUGGCCAGGCGUGCAGCGGACAGGACAACUGCUCCUCCCAGUCCAAAGACUACUGCUACUCGGCCCGCAUCCGCAGCACGGUGCUGCAGGGGCUGCCGUUCGGGGGUGUGCCCACCGUGCUCGCCCUGGACUUCAUGUGCUUCCUGGUGAGUGGUUACUGCACAUGCUCAGUAGAGCACAGAUACGAGUGAGGAUUUAUUUAGUCUAACUGUCAGGAACUGCCGGACUGGGUUGUAGUUUUUGUUGCUGUUGUUGUGUUGCUUGUUGACUGUGAAUGUUGUCCGUCUGUUGUCUGUCUGGUUUUUGGUUGUUUUCGGUCAGAACAGCUCCUGAGUCGUUUGCUAAGCUGUUGUUCUUGCUUUUGUUAGGCUAAAGUCAGGCUGUUGUCUGACUGUUGGGCUGUUUUUAUGCUGUUGUCAUGUAGUCAGGUUGUACUGUGGCUGUUUGUGUUGCUGGUCAGGCUGUUGUUUGGUUGUUGUAUGUCUUUUGAAAGACUGUGAUCUAGUCACUGUGUGUGUUGGAAAGCUGUUAAAGGCCUGUUAUAUUUCUGUUGUUUAGCUGUCUACGAUCAGUUGUGUGGCUGUUGUUUGACUGUAUUUUAGCUGUGGUCUGACUGUUGUUCGUCUGUUGUCUGGUUGUUGUUUGUGCGUAUUUUGACUUUUGUCCGGCUGUUGUGUGACUGUAUUUCAGUUGUUUUCAGGCUGUAGUUUGACAUUAUUUUGGUUGUUGUCUUGCUGUCGUUUGGCCGUAUUUUGAUUGUUUUCAGGCUGUUGUCUGGUUGUUGUUUGUGCGUAUUUUGACUUUUGUCUGGUUGUUGUUUGGCUGUAUUGUGGUUGUUUUCUGACUGUUUUUUGUCUGUUGUCUGGUUGUUGUUUGUGCAUGUUUUGAGUUUUGUCCGGCUGUUGUUUAGCUUUGUUUUGAUUGUUUUCUGGGUGUUGUUUGACUGUAUUUUGGUUGUUUUCAGGCUGUUAUUUGACUUUAUUAUGGUUGUUGUCUGGCUGUUGUUUAGCUUUGUUUUGAUUGUUGUCUGGCUGUUGUUUGGUUGUUUCAGGCUGUUGUUUGACUGUAUUUUGAUUGUUUUCUGGCUGUUAAAAUGGUCAGGCUGGUUGUUGAUCUUAUUUCCGUCUUAGAGUUGUCAGGUUGUCGGCUGUUUUACUCAUAAAUGGUUUCUGUAACUUUUUAUUUUCUGUAUUUUUGUGUUUUUUUCUGAAGUCGUUUAUUUUUAUUCCGUCAGAAACACGUUGUGGUCAUGUGACGAGGCUGUCUGCUGAUUGGUGACUUAUUUCAGACUUAAUGAACCGCUGUGGUCCUUAAACAUGUUUAGACAUCCUGAUUGAUCCCCAGCACCCUCUGUGCAGUGCAUUGUGGGUGAUUAGCGUUAUUGAUGAGUCUGCAGAGUGCAGUGCCGAAUCAGGAAACAGGGUGCAUUGUGGGAACUGCUGAGUGUGUGCAGUCUGUGAUGUUCACUGACUGUAGGAAAAAUCAAUACUGCGGUCUCAUUGAUCGACCCACAUUCUGACGCUCCACCUCUGCUGAACACAGAGACUCUUAUUUUGGUAGUCUCGUCCUCCUUCGUUGUAAUAAUGACACUCACUGUGUGUAUUAUUGAUGUGACCUUUGACCUUGUCCGUGCAGGUGUGUAACAGACACUCUACCUCUUCUCCUUUUCCUCAGGUGCUACUCUUCGUCUUCUCCAUCCUGCGGAAGGUGGCGUGGGACUAUGGACGCCUGGCGCUGGUCACCGAUGCCGACAGGUAAACACACCUAUAACCACAGGAAGUGGUGAUGUCAUACAGGUAGAGGCUGUGGUUCCCAACAUGAGGAUCACGGCCCUCAGAGGAGGACGCUCAUUUAACCUGUCAGCUGUUCUAACCCAAUCCAAUGUCCUUAUUAUGACAGAGCAAGUAUGACUGACAAAAACUGACAAAAAGAGACGAAAAUAACAAACUCAAGACAGGAAACAGGAAAAACAACGUGAACAUAAAACCUCAGAGACCUCACAGCUCUGUUCAGGGAUUAAAAACCAGCGAAGGAAAAUAAGUUUGAAGCAGAGAAUUAGAGGAGUGUAAGGUCGGGGUCACGUAAGGCUGUCACAGUUAAGACUGUUAUUGAGACACAAAUUCAAUCCUUCAAAUUAGAAGUUUUAUUUAGCCAAAGUGUAGACUUCAGACUCCAGGACUGCAGCCUGUUCAGGUCACAGUUUUUGAAGGACCCAGCCUUUGACUAACAGGGUUUACAGGACAGUACCUUUUAAAGGACCCAACAACAACCCAGCCUCUGUGGUCUGCAUAGACUGGUCGGGCCAAACUGAUUUCAGGUGGUCCAGCCUGUGUGUGUGGCCAUCUUUCCCACCCUUCCACGUGUGUCACAUUGCAUUGACCGUGUUUACUCAGUUUUAUUGAAGUUAAACAACAUCACCAACAGUUCGUAAACUUCAUCCUUUAAUGUGUUGAUCUUUGGUAACUUUUGUACAGCUGUCAUCAAGAGUUUUUAUUAAACAGUGUGUAAGUUGGCAGGAAGAGAGACAGUAACAUAAACUGUCCAUUAUUGGUCCUUGCUUUCUACCGUUUCCUACGGUUUGACUCAUAAAUCGCACUGAUAAUGUUGAAGCACAAAUACGCCGUAAAGCUCAGUACAGGUCUGUGACUGUGGAGAUGAACUGUUAGCUUCUCUGGUCUCUGCUGCACAGAGCUGCACUGUGCACUCUUAUCCUGAUGGUGCGAACAUAGAACCAAAUUCAGGCUUUAAUUCCUCUGACUGAACUAGGGCUGGGCAAUAAACCCAAAAUUUACCGAUACUGAAAUUAACAACAAUAACUGACGUCAUUUUGCCCAUGUCGGAAUAUUCAGUGUCAAAAAAACAAUUAAAUCAAAGUUGUUUUUGGAUGUGUGUAGGUAGGCUAUGGUCUCAUGUCCCUUUAAGACGCUGUCCUACAUCAGAGACGUGACUCCACCCCCUCCAGUCUGUAACAAAGAGGGAAAGACAGGUGAGGAGAUGGAGGACGGAGAGAAAGUUGGAGCGGCUGAAGUAGACGAAGUUAAUGUGGGAGGGGGUGAGCAGCUGGUGGAGUAGUUAUCGUCUAUUUAUUGUUAUCGAGGUGAACUGAUCAAUAUAUUGUGAUAUUGAUUUGAGGCCGUAUUACCCAGCCCUAGACUUUACUGAAUAACAGCAGUUUUAGCAGACGUACAUUAUUGAAGAAAUCUACCGGUGGGAUUGUUUAGUAACCGUCGGCUCUGUCGAUUGUGAAUUAAAUGUUUCUGGAACAUUUUUCCCACGAAUAAAAACUUUUUUUGAGAUGAUAAAAUAUUCGCUGAUGCAGGAGGAUGAUAUUUGGUCACUGUCAGCUCUUCUCAAAGAAACUGAAACUGAAUGUGAAGAUUGUUGGUGAUCUCUGAAAACACAGAUUUGAUUCCACUUUAAUCCUCCUCAGGUGAUGAAAUGGAGACACUGACUGUGAACCUGGAUGAGCUCUGUAGUCAAAUCCAAUCGUAGUUUUAGUCUCUUUUCACAGCUUUUGAUUUUCUGUCUCUUUUUAUCCUGAAGACUGAAGAAACGCUUCAGCGAGCUGGAGGAGCGGGAAUAGUAUGUUACUGCUGCCUCUGUGUUGUUCUGUCAGCUCACGUCUUCCUCCUCCUCCUCCUCUUCUUCUUCUUCUUCUUCUUCUUCUUCUUCUUCUUCUUCUUCUCUUAUUACCACUAACAUAACUUGGACAUUUCAGCUCAUGGCUGCUCCAGAGUUCCUGUAUGGGGGAGGUUUUAGUGCCACCUGUGAUUCGGAGGUUUGUCUGUUUAUGUCUGAGCAGAAAGAUGUCCGAUGGUGUUUCUGGUUGUAAAUACACAUUUUCCCCCAACAUUGAAAAAAUCGACACCAGGCGUGUUUGAGUUAACCAUUCAUUAAGUUCUGGAUUUCCUUGCCUACCAGGUUUUGGGUUUCCCCUGGACCUUUUUUGUUCCCCCCAUCAAUGAUUUUAAAAUUAAAACCUCUAUGAAAAUAAAAAAACUUACUUCCCUUUUUGUCAUACUAAAAUAAAAACUCAUAUUUAAUAAACUUUGACAAUUUAACCAGUUUUUAUUACCAGUUUCCUCUAAUGAUUUAACCUGAGUAACUUAAUUACUUCAGUUUUAAGGGGCCCGUCGGGGGGCUCGAUAAUAGAGCCCCUUGUGUUUGUGUAAAUCCCUUAUUAUUGAUUUUAUUUCAGUUAUUGGAAAUGUUUCUGAACAGUUUAAUAACAAUCGGAGCAGUGGCACUAAUCACCCCCCAUACACCCUCUAAUCCUGAUGUUUUCACACGUGUUCAGACUCUAAAGAGCGCUUCUGGAUGACCCCCUGUUAGCUAACCUGGUGCUAACAGACAUUAAGCUAACAUAUAUGUUGCUAAUAGCUGCGGUGCUAACAGGUUUGAUGCUAACACUACUUCACAUUUCUCUUCAUUUUAACGUUAAAUCAGCCGAAGACGAGACAGAGAUAACUAUGAGCCGGUCAAAAGGUAACGGGUUGUGUGUGUUUGUUUGUUUGUUUGUUUGUUUGUUUGUGUUUUUAAACCCUGUGACAUGCUAGCUAGCUCGCUCGUUAGCUAACUCCACACACAGCCGGUCAGCUAGCACGCUCACAUCUGACACACCUGUCCGUGUUUGUGCGCAGGUGUUCAGAUCAGAGUUCAGUUUCAAACAGCUGUUGAUGUUUGUGGUGAAAUGAUUCUGCCCCACCCCCACCCUCCGUUAGCUCCUCCCUUUUCAGUCGUAGAGAUGAGGUCAAAGGUCAAACCGGCUACAUACUAAGAGCUCACGGUCAGCUGACCUCUUCUGUUUGUCUCCACAGCGUCGCCUCAGCGAUGCAUUCAGAGACGCCCGACCGCUACGAACGCCUCACCUCCGUCUCCAGCUCGGUGGACUUUGAACAGAGAGACAACGUAAGGACACCUUCAUCCUCAUCAUCAUCAUCAUCAUCAUCAUCAUCAUCCUCAUCAUCCUCUUCUCUCUCUUUUACACCAUGUGACUUUGUUCAAACUGCUCAUUUUAAAUUUGCUGCAGCAACAGAGAAAAAGUCGUCAGACGAACGAACAUUAACUCUUUCAGCGCCACUGACAGAGUUUUUUUUAUUCUCCACCAGAGGGCGCUCCUCCCUAACAUGGGACUAAGUCUGGGGUCGUUUUGAAUGCAGAACAGUCGACAAAUACGUCAUAACCACGUUACAAUAACAAACACAAGUACUGGCCAGUGAGAAGUGUGCCAUCAAGUUUGCCGAUUAGCCGAGAGUGGAGAGUUUUUUUAUCUAUGAAGAGAGUCGGAAAAUGCCGAAGUCAUUACUCAAGAGCUAACGGUCUCAGCUCAUCGGUUCAUGUGGGCGCUGUGCGACCGUCUCUGGAUCCAGUGGAGAUACCGGACCGUUACAUGGUCAGCAGACGGUUAAAGAAACAAUUAUCAGGCGUGUCGUGGUGCUGGUGAGCGAGACUGAGCCGGAAUUCAGUGACCGUCCUGGCGAGGAGGACGUGAGCCGUCUGUGUGGUUUACACCGCGGUGUCAGGUUCUCAGGAGCCAAUACGACUCCCCGCCGUCUCAAAGUGACCUAUCACGAUCAGAUCUGGAGAGUGAUGAGGAGUGGAGUCUGAGGAGGGAGGAGCUUGAUGCCGUCGGUAAAGUAGUUUGAAGUGAAAUGAAACAGACGAUCAGAGUUCUGCUCUAAAGUCUCUCCUUCUUAAAAAUGAGUUUUUCCAGAUCGGCAAAGAUGAUUUGACCACGCUGCUUUGAGGAGGAAAUAACUAAACACAGGAGUGGGUUAGAGAUGAACCUUUUUUUUCUGGUGAAAGAAGAGAAUCACUCCUUUCUUUUGAGAUAUUGAACUUAAUUCUAGUCCAAACACAAGAUAAUCUGAGGGUCCUGAAAGAAACAGACAUUUCUGUUGCGGUUAAUAACAGCACUGGGUGAAAAUCGUCUAAAUGAACCUGAAGGAGAAAAUUCUGAACAACAUCUCCAGGUCUAGGAGGAACAUCUGCGUCCAUCCAGACAAAGACUUUUUCAGGGGAGACCUUCAUAUGAUCCUGAACCACACUCUGACAACAGCACGGCUCUGUAGGAGAAGAGUCUUGCUGCAGAGAAACUGGACUGAUGUGGUCCUCAUGACUCCAAAAGCAGAACCAGGGAGACCCUGAAGUCCUGGUCUGCUGGGUUCACUAACGUUUACAGAGGAGAUAGGAGAAGGAGGAGCUCCUCCGUACAAACAUACAGCUGCACCAAAUCUCUAAUGAGCAAGAACCACUCUCUCUCUCUCUCUCUCUCUCUCUCUCUCUCUCUCUCCCUCUCUCUCUCUCUCUCUCUCCCCGUCUUCUUCUUUUCUUCUUCUUUUGUUUCUCAUCCUCACGCUGUGAUUCAUUCAUGUCUGUUCGUCUGUUGAUCACUGAUGAUUGUUUAUUAUUUCUGCAGGGCUUUUGCUCGUGGCUGACGGCAAUCUUCAGAAUAAAGUGAGUAAAGUGAACAGUCUGAACAGUAGAAAUGGUUUGUUUACAGCGCCCUCCUGUGGUGAGGAGGGAGGGAGCAGUCUGUAACAACAGUUCAGAUGGAUUUCCCUCUGAUCAAAAGAGGAAGAAUUUAAACUCAUUUGUUCUUUUUAGAUAAUAAUCAUGAUAAUUUUCUGUAAGAGGAUGUAAAAUGAUGAAUUAUGACGUCAAAGACCUUUAAAGAGAAAUAAGAAUCGAGUUUUUGGUCAGUUUGAUCAGUUUUGUUUGUAUCUGAAUUUAGUUUGAUGGUCCUCCUCUUCCUCCUCUUCUUCCUCUUCUUCCUCCUCUUCCUCCUGCAGGGAUGAGGAGAUCAGGGAGAAAUGUGGAGAGGACGCCGUCCACUAUCUGUCCUUCCAGCGUCACAUCAUCGGUCUGCUGGUGGUCGUCGGAGUCCUCUCUGUCGGCAUCGUUCUGCCCGUCAACUUCUCUGGAGAUCUGCUGGGUGAGACUUUCACUGCAGUCAUCUUCAUCAUCAUAUUUAUCAUCAUCAUCAUCACCACAGGGUCACUCGUCUGUGUCGUCUUCAUCACCAGAUGAACUCUCACACAGUUUAAUGAUCCUGAAGGUCAACUAAAGAUCGGUAACAUUUAGGCGAGAGACACAGCGGCGUGACGUCCUCUGAGACAGACGGCUCUUUGUUGGUCUGACUUUAUGCAGAGUCACGACCACAAACAGUCACUGUAGGUGUCUGUGUCUCCACCCCCUCCAAACAUCAAAAAACCUGCUGUCGGAUUUCUAUUAGGUUUUUAUUUUCAAGAAAUGAUCAUGUGACAUCAAUAAACCGCCUCAGGGAGACUGACAUGGGCUCAACUUUAGACGCUUUUUCACAGUUAAAGGGGGGGGGGGGGGUUUGACUGUGUGGGGUAAAAAUGAACGAAGACGUUUCUGCUUUACACCGAGUUUGUGACGCGGUCAGAGCUUUCAAUGACAAACGUUGAGAUAAAUAAAGUCAAACUGAGGCUGUUUGGUUAGUAACAUUUGGUUCGGUCUGUUUAGGUUUCACGCUGUCAUUAUUGCAAACAGACUAACAGACGUUACGUGAUGUCGUCAUCAACUUCGUGCUUUACGUGUCUCUUUAGUUUACAUUGAUUGGUCAUUUGGCCGGCGGGCGUCUUGAAUGUUGUAAACAUGAUUAAAACCGUCAUUCCCCCCCCCAUUAUAUUAUUGUUGAUUUUAGUGAUGCACGAUAUGAAAAAUUUCAACCGAUACCGAUAACCGAUAAAUUCAUAUUUUUACAUUUAUUAUAAUCUUCAUAUAAUCUGCAGUUUGUGCAGGAUGCAGCGAUUGAAAACUGAUGUUUUUGUUGCUCUGGCCUAUCUAGAACAACAAACUAAAGUUUUUGGCUCCUCAAAUGUGGUCAUUUGCUAUAAAUAACAAUAACAGAGCAAAAAGCAGAACUUCAUUUGAUCCCCUGAACUGUUCAACAGAACUGUAAACUGUAAAGGAGCUAUUAUGAGCCGUUAGGCUUAGCAUGCUGACCGGACUAACAUCUGACGUCCAUAUGUCUGUGGUAAAACUCACGUGUAGUCCGUUCUUGUCGAUCAGGUUGUGAAUGUUUGUGGCGACAAUAUCAUAGAGUGCAGGAAGAGACACAUCCGAGAAGAAGCGGCGGCUUGGGAGAGUGUAACGUGGCUCCAAGUGUGCUAUGAACUUACGAAAACCCGGGUUCUCAACGACGGAAAAAGGCUGGUCUUCGACCGCUAUGAACUCCAUCACUUUGUCGUUAAUGGCUUUAGCCUUUUCGCUGUCUCUUGAGAAGCUUUUGCAGUUUUUAAACGCCCGCUGAAUGGGGACAUCGAUCCUCCGUAGUGUUGUUGUCUUAGCUUUAGUACCGCUAGCAGCUUCGGCGGCUGUCUCAUAUUCUUUUACUACCGCUUCGCCGCGAUGGCGACUUUUCAGAUGAGCUAUCAGAUUCGUUGUGUUAAUACUUGACGUCUUCUUUCCUCCUCUCGGAAUCCUCGCUGAACAGGUUUUGCAUAUAGCAGCUGUUGUCAUCUUCUGCCACUGAGAGAAACGACCAUGCUGGUGAAGACAUUUUAUUAUCUGUCAGGUAGUGACAGGGUCAGGCUUGGGACCUGCGAGUAAGGCUUGAUAGACGACGUGACCAGCGCGUCUCGGACGGGCGGCUACUCCGCCUGCAAACGUUACUCGUAAUUUCAUUAAUAUAUCGGAUCUUUCUAUCGGAAAAAUGCACCUAUCGGACCGAUAAAAAAUGACGUAAUUUCCCCCCAAAUCGGCCGAUAUUUUAUCGGUCCGAUAAAUAUCGUGCAUCCCUAGUUGAUUUUAACUCCUAACAGUGAGAACUUGAAGAGCUGAACAUGAGGCUGGUCCGAGGAAGUCUUGUGAGUUUGAUCGUUAGACGUUGACUUUAUCGUUGUCAACAGGAAAGGAAAAGAAAGUAUGUAAUCCUGCGAGUCACUGCGAGAGAAAGUCUGUGUGGUAAAACUGUUUAAAGAUAAGCGAUCAAUAGUCAAGUAUAACUUAAUCUGCAAUAUCUUAAAAUGUCCCAUUUGUGGAUAAUCUCCGUUACACAUAUUAACGGACACUUUACUCCUCGUGUCAUUUCCUGUCUUUACUGUAAAGGUCUGAACCUUUCAAAAUAAUGCUUUCACACUGGGAAUGAACCAGACUGUGGUUCAGUUUGGUCUGGACCGAGGUCCUGGGGAGGUUUGACUCAGACAAGUUUCUGCAGAACUGAACUGGACUUUUCUUUGCAUUUCAAACCCACUGUGGAUAAAGCAGAGCAGACUGUAGAUCAACAACAGUGAGAUAGAAAUCAUCAUCUCAUCAGCAUAAAGAUGAACUUUAAAACAGCCAACAUAAUGAAGGGAGAAAAGAACAGAACCCAGGACAGAACCCUGUGGGACGCCGUCUGUAAUUGAAACUAAAUCUGAUUGGACAGUUCUUGGCUGAUAACUGUGAGACCAGGUUUAAAGUUCUUCUCAACAUCUGGUUCUCCACCUCCAUGUGGCGCUGUGAUACAGGCAGACGUCCAGAUCGAAGGGACUGGACUGUUCAAAAUAAACGUUAGUUCAGAAAGUCUGGAUCCAGUAUCUGUUUCAGACCCCUGACCCUGUAAAGUUCUGAUGAUCGGACUCUCUGAAGUCCAGCAGCUGGAGCCUGCAGACUCUGGAUCCUGGUCUGACGUGUUUCACUCUUUGUCUGGUUCAUUGUAGUCAGAAUUCUCAAUAAAGAUGCGUUCCUAAACCAAGGAGCACCUGGACCACCUUCUAAAGAAGGUAACAGAUCAGAGCUGUAGGUGGUCUGUAGACCAUCUUUAGGUCCACAUGUGGUUCUGUAGACGUACAGGUCUUCAUGUAGGUCAGUUUGUGUGUUUGCUGUCUGAUGGUAGAUGGUGGUUUGUAGCUGGACAUGGAUCUAGUCCCCUCUGGUAGUUUAGACUGCAGUUGUCCUCUUUUACUCCAAAGACCAUCAAACUUGAUCAGUUCUUGGAGUAAAAGUAGAAAAUCUCUGCAGUCAGGGUGUCGGUGAAGAACCUCCAGAGCCCCCCAAGUCCAAAAACCGGAGAAGUCUUUUUUUAUUGUGUGUACAAGAUAACAUCUGGACGUGUAGAGCUCAGUGUCUGUGAUGGUGGUUAUGCUCAUAUCUGUGUUUGUAAAGAUGCCGACCUUCACCCUGACGUCUGUUUCACUCUUCAUUUCAGAAAAUAACGCCUACAGCUUCGGACGCACCACAAUAGCCAACCUGAAGUCCGGGUGAGUCGGUGUUUCUGCUGCGGGUCGAGCUUUGAUCUGUUUACAGACUGUUUACCUGAAGUUACUGCAGACACUCACAGACUCUCUUGUCAAAUAUAUUAUUCUGUCAGGACGAACCUGCUGUGGCUGCACACCGUGUUCGCCUUCAUGUACCUGCUGCUGACCGUCUACAGCAUGAGGAGACACACGUCCAAGAUGCACUACAAGGAGGACGACCUGGUAGGUGGACGACCAAGACUCCAAAAACCCACCCUCACUGAAUUCUUCUGGUGUCCUCCUCACCCCAGUCCAGUGGUUGGGUUUAAAUCCCAGUUUUUUGUCUUGCAGGUGAAGCGCACUUUGUUCAUUAACGGCAUCUCUAAAUAUGCAGAGGAGAUUCAGAUCAAACAGCACUUUGAGUAAGUUCACUGAACGUCUUUUACAUCAAAUUCAACCUUAAUUCAUUAGAGAUAGAUCACUGUUGAGUGUUUGACGAAAACGGAGUUAAACAGUCUGAAAAUCAGUCGAAUUGGAAAAGAGAAAACUGUUUCUGAUGCUCAUUUAAAACUUUUAAACCUUCCACUUGUGAAGGACCUUGCGGACGAACCUUCUGAUCGAUCAAAUUCGUCGUUGGUGGAAAACUGUCCUGUGGGUUCGAUAAGUCAUAAAGUGCGUUUCCGUUACAUUUUUUCGCAAAAUAAAAGCGAUGUUUAUCAAAUUUCGACAAAGUACAAUUGCGAUUUGCGGGUGUUUCCAUUGAAUAGUGUUCAGUGCAUAAGUGAGCCGUCUGCCUCUCGCGAGCCGUGUUUAAAUGGCCGUUGCCUAGCAACGAGGUAAACUUCCUGCCCAUGCGACCUCGUAUUCCUUAAGCCUUUUUGCACACCAACAUGGACGAGACACAAAACAUUUUUCGUUUUGGAGCAGCUAUUUCUGCGACCAUUACUGCUGUAGCCGCUGCUGUCAUUAGAAGACGAAGGCAGCGGGUGAUAAUUCAAAGGCAAAGCUCGUAUGUAUGGGAGCGAACACGGAUGAGCGAUUUCUGGGAGAGGAUCUUUAAUGAGGAAUUCACAGACGAACUGUGGAUUCAAAACUUCAGAAAAAUACAAAUACAAUUCAAAACUUCAGAAAUAACUCCGUCUCCUCCUCCGUCCACAUAUACCGUGCCAUCUACGCUUGAAAUGAACUGGUCACUUGACCCGCUACGUCACGUCCGGUGACAGAGAAUUGCGAGAAAAGUGUUUCCAUUACACUUUUGCGAUAUACUUCUAUAUCGACACUUCUGAAAAACCACCUCAUGAGAGCGUAAAAACUUUUUAGCGAUAUUUGGGAGGUUUUUCGAAAUGUAGGUGUUUCCAUUACCAGUUUUCUAUUGCGAUAUUUACGUUUUGCGCAAAUCUAUGGGUAAUGGAAACGCAGCUAUAGAUGUAUUUGUUGUUUUUCAGGCAGGCGUAUGAGAACUGCACGGUGCUGGAGGCUCGGAUCUGCUACAACGUGGCCAAACUGAUGUCUCUGAACGCAGAGAGGUGAGACAGAGCCCAGUGCAUGCUGGGAUAUACAGGUGACAGAGAUCAGGUAAACUGAGUCCCUUUUAUGUGUGUGUGUGUGUGUGUGUGUGUGUGUGUAUCAGGAAGAAGACGGAGCGCAGUAAGAAGUUCUUCACUGACCUGAUGGCGAAGGAACACGUUCCCACCAUGAUCAACCCAAAACCCUGCGGACACCUGUGCUGCUGCGCCAUCACCGGCUGUGAGGAGGUGAUGCUAAUGCUAAUGCUAAUGCUGUGAAUCCUUUGAACGCGAGGCCUUUAAUUGUUGGUGUUUUAGGUGUGUGUGUGUCUAACUGUCUCCACACACCAAGCGCGAGUGAAUAACAUGUUAAUACAAACACGCGAUUAGACGCUCAUACAGCCCUGGCGUCGAAUGACACAAAUUGGACAGGAGCUGAAAAUGUCUCAAUUUGAGCGGAUAGUAGAGGACAGGCAGAUGGCCGAGGUCCCCGCAGCGGUCGCAGGUUCGAGUCUGGCCCCCGACCGUGUGCUGCAUGUCCUCCCCGCUCUUUCUCUUUCUCCCCAAACUUCUAACCUGUCCUGUCAAUAAGCAGAUUAGCGGUGAUUCAGCUGUCUCCAUCUGUCCCGCAGGAAGAGGCGGUCAGCUUCUACACCAAAAGGGAGGCCAAACUGAAGGAGGAGUACAGGAAGGAGAAGGAGAAGGUCCACACCAAACCCCUCGGCAUGGCCUUCGUCACCUUCCAGAAUGAGGCCAUGACCGCCAUGUAAGACACGCCCUGACCCCGCCCCUUUUUCUCUCUGUCUGUCUUUAGUGACUUAAGAACUUUACUGCUCUGCCCCGCCUCCUUUCUCUGACCACACCCCCUUCAUUUACAGCAUCCUGAAGGACUUCAACGCCUGUCAGGUCCAAGGCUGCCGCUGUCGCCAGGAGCCGCGGUCCUCACAGUUCAGCGAGUCUCUUCACGUUCACAACUGGAGCGUUUCAUACGCGCCCGACCCGCAGAACGUCCGCUGGUACGUCCACAAGCUCCACCCACCUGAGUCAUACAAACUAAACGCCCCCGAUGUCCUCACCUGAUGUGUCCUGUGACUUUGUCUUCUGGCAGGGAGCACCUGUCUCUGGGGGGGAUCUCCUGGUGGAUCCGCUGCUUCAUCAUCAACUGCAUCCUCUUCAUCCUGCUCUUCUUCCUCACCACACCGGCCAUCAUCAUCUCCACCAUGGACAAGUUUAACGUCACCAAACCUGUCGAGUAUCUCAACGUAAGACGCACAAGUGGACUCAUGCUGAGCGGGAAGGACAGGAAAUGAAUGUUUAUAACCGACUCACUGACACUGUGUUUGUCUGUUUGUUUGUUUGUUUUUGUGUUUGUUUGUUUUUCUGUUUGUUUGUUUUUCUGUUUGUUUGUUUGUCUGUUUGUUUGUCUGUUUGUUUGUCUGUUUGUCUGUUUGUUUUUCUGUUUGUUUGUUUGUUUGUUUUUCUGUUUGUUUGUUUGUUUGUUUGUUUUUCUGUUUGUUUGUUUGUUUGUUUUUCUGUUUGUUUGUUUGUUUUUCUGUUUGUUUGUUUUUCUGUUUGUUUGUUUGUUUGUUUGUUUUUCUGUUUGUUUGUUUUUCUGUUUGUUUGUUUGUUUUUCUGUUUGUUUGUUUGUUUGUUUUUCUGUUUGUUUGUUUUGUUUGUUUGUUUGUUUUUCUGUUUGUUUGUUUUUCUGUUUGUUUGUUUGUUUGUUGUUCUGUUUGUUUGUUUGUUUGUUUUUCUGUUUGUUUGUUUUGUUUGUUUGUUUGUUUUUCUGCUUGUUUGUUUUUCUGUUUGUUUGUUUUUCUCUUUAUUUGUUUGUUUGUUUUUCUGCUUGUUUGUUUUUCUGUUUGUUUGUUUGUUUGUUUGUUUGUUUUUCUCUUUAUUUGUUUGUUUGUUUGUUUGUUUGUCCCACAGAACCCCAUCAUCACUCAGUUCUUCCCCACGCUGCUGCUCUGGGCUUUCUCCGCCCUCCUGCCCACCAUCGUCUACUAUUCGGCGUUCUUCGAGGCUCACUGGACCAGGUGACCAACCAGCUCCUGAACACAAAACCACAUUAGACUGACACCUUCUCAGGUCUCCCAUGACUGUGGUCAAACAUGAAUAUGAGGAAGGUCUCUGUGACAGAAAAGAAGAACUCUUUCCUUCUCGUUAAAUGAACUAAUUUGACAUGAACACAUCUUCAGUUUCGAUCUUUACUUAAUCUUGGUUUGUCCUGAAUUUGACCUUGUUUGACCCUUAAUUUGACAUGAUUUCGCCCUCAAAUAAACCUUGAUUUGAACAAGGGAAGCACAGAAAAUUCGGCAUGUACUCCCUUAAAUCGGACCCUUAAUGUUGAUCGUAAUUGGACCUUUGAUUUGAUCCUAAUUUCUCCACAGUUGUGCGUCUUUUUGACCUGAAUCUGUCUCGAGUUUCUCCUUUGAAUUAAACUGGAACCCUUUAAAAAAAAUUGACUCUUGAUUUGAUCCCAGUUUGAGCAGAUUCGUUGCUUGUUUUGACCGUUAAACAUCCUUGGUAUCUAAACCAGACUUGACUCUUGAUAGGUCCAGGUCCCACAUGAUCCGGACCCCUUUCCUCAUGUUUUUGUGGUCUUGCAGGUCUGGAGAGAACAGGACAACAAUGCACAAGUGUUAUACCUUCCUGAUCUUCAUGGUUCUGCUGCUGCCAUCUCUCGGACUGAGCAGGUAACAACACCUGUUGUCUGUAAGAAUGUGUCUCAGUGUGACCUUUGACCCUAGAUGACUGACCCCUCUGUGUUCCUGUUUUCCAGCCUGGACGUUUUCUUCCGUUGGCUCUUUGACAGGAAGUUCUUGGCUGAUGCCACGGUCAGAUUCGAGUGAGUGUUUGAUUAUUUUAAACACUUUAACUCCGUUAUCCUGAGAUUAUUCCAGAACGCUGUUUGACCCGUUUUAAGUCGACACUCUCCGUCCUCUCUAGGUGUGUGUUCCUGCCGGAUAACGGAGCGUUCUUUGUCAACUAUGUCAUCGCCUCCGCGUUUAUCGGUAACGCCAUGGACCUGCUGAGGAUCCCCGGUUUGCUUAUGUACAUGAUCCGCCUUUGCCUCGCUCGGUCUGCAGCCGACCGCCGCAACGUCAAGAGGGUAAGGAUGGAUCAUGACGGCCUGAGUUUAGAUUUUUAAGAUCUCAGUGGACAAAAAAGAACCACUAACGUCACGUAGAGUUCAAUUCAUUGGGCUUUUGUGAUCCACAAUCCUUUCAUUGAUGCUUCAGCCUCUUGGGGGCGCUGCUUUGUCUGUUCACUGCUUUAAAUCUCCACUUUGGUUCCUGCAGCAUCAAGCCUACGAGUUUCAGUUUGGAGCGGCGUACGCGUGGAUGAUGAACGUCUUCACUGUGGUGAUGGCCUACAGCAUCACCUGUCCCAUCAUUGUCCCCUUCGGUAUGUCGAACUACACUUCCCACAGUGCACUGCUCUUUCUACACCUCCUGAUAAUGUAGCACCAGAACUGUAUAAACAAAGACAUGAGUACCUGGAUCGUACAUGACCCCUCCCCUGUCCUCCUGCAGGUCUCAUGUACAUGUUGUUGAAACACCUGGUGGACAGGUACAACAUGUACUACGCCUACCUGCCCUCCAAACUGGACAAGAAGAUCCAUUCAGGCGCCGUCACUCAGGUGGUGGCUGCACCCAUCCUCUGCCUCUUCUGGCUGCUCUUCUUUUCCACUGUACGCACAGGUAAGCCCCGCCCCUGCCUGCCUGGAUGGACCAAUGAAACACCUUAAACACCUGAAGUCAAGUCCAGAACAAUUGAAAAAGUCAUCAGGUCAGAAACAGGUCCGGUCCAGAAGUCAGAGACUAGGCAGAAAACUGUUAAAAAAUGAAGCAGGGUUCAAGAACUGCAGUUCCCCCAGUGUCCACUAGAGGCCUUGUCCUUGAGUGAGUCAGUCCCCAUAGAGGUCCAUGUUAAAACAGCAGAAAUGACCACCAUCACAUUCUGGAACAGGAACUGUUUGGGUUUGCCAACGCUAAUGCUAACUGCUAAUGUGCUAUCAGGUUUCGAGACGCCGACGUCCAUGUUCACUCUGGUGGUGCUGAUCGUCACCAUCGUGGUCUGUCUGUCUCACGUCUGCUUCGGACACUUCAAAUACCUCAGCGCUCAUAAUUACAAGGUGAGCGGGUUUACCUGUGGGUGUGAAGGUGAGGAGUGAAGCGUCCACGUGGUUUUUUUCACCGUCUGACUCUGCGUCUCUGUCUCAGAUCGACACCAAGGAGACCGAUGUAGAUGCCGUCGAGAACGGACGUCCAGCUCGUCCCACGUCCUCUCCGACCACCAAGUCUCAGGUGAGCGAAAACCACAGCGCCCGAUUCAAAACAGUUUGGUCAUUUAGAGUAACUCCGUCUCAUUCGUAACGUUAGAUUUGAUUGUUUAGGAUGACCAUACGUCCUCUUUUACCUGAACGUGUCCUUUUUUGGGGGAGGGGCUGUCUGUCUUUGUCUGGGGGAGUUUAUAAAAUCCUUCAAAUGUUCGGGGUUUUGUAUGAAGUUAUGAGUUUGUGUCGAGUUAGAAAAAACACUCGAUCCGACCCGUCAAACUCUCAAAAUGAACCACGUGUGACUCUGUGACUCCGCCCCCGCGUAGUCGUGUCCUCUUUUUGGGGAUUCAGGAUAUGGUCACUCUACACAAGUUCAUGAACGCCAAUCAAUUCUGGAGUCACAGCACAGCCCUGCCAAUCAGCAGUCAGCAGGUCGGCCCGUGACAGGAAUUGAGCGCCAUAUAAGGAGGAGUCAGUGUGUGCUUCAUGAGGAGAUCUGUACCAGUCUGAGUGGGUUUCAUUAUAAACCAGCUCAAUACGUGUUUAUUCAAUUUUCAAAAUAAAACAAAAAUUAAAAAAAAUUGGAAAACAAAUUGUUUUCUAAAUAUUCGUCUCUAAAACAAAAAUCUUAACGGCUCAUAUUCUGAGUUUUCUUCAGCUCAAAUGAAAAUGGGAUGAAGGAUAAAGGGACAGUUUUAUCUGAUUUUAGAGUUUUUCAUCUGCAGAAGGUUUCGUGACUGUAAGUGAACCUUAGUGGACUUGUCGUGGCUGAACUCCAGAGUUAGACAGAGCCUUUACAACACUUUUCUUCAGGAUGGCUAAAGCUGAGAGGAGACGGAAAAUGAGCCGUUAUCCGUUUUUUAAAAUUUUUCGUUUUAGAGACGAAUAUUUAGAAAAUAAUUUGUUUUCUCGUUUUUUAUCUUUAGUUUUAUUUUGAAAAUCGAAUAAACAAAAGUUCCACGGAUUAUUCGGCUCCUGUUGUUUCCUCUUUGACAUUUGAAACCUACUUGAAGCUCAAACCUGCUUCUUUUUGUGGGACAUGUUUAAAUGACGUGUUUUAAUCUGCCUGCUGUGAACGAAAACUGAUCACAGUAUUGAUCAGGAUCAGGAUUUCUCAGAAUACUUCAUUUCUGUGCGUCCUUCACUCAGAGGCCGGUGUGUGGAUUUAGUUCGUACCUAAGAACAGGUUCGAACCACUCAAGUCUCGAUGAGUUCAUGUGAAGCUCGGGGUUUUCACCACGCCUCUCAGCCGUCGUCCUGUUCUUUUCUUUUUGGCGUUCUUUGACGGUUUGAACCCUGUGGGCGGUCCCAUUUUCAGGCCUUUGUUUUGUGAUAUUUCAUGAACGUGGUCAGAGGUUCGACGCCCUGAUGCUGACGAGUGUCCCUGUUUUUUUUGUGGUUGCAGCAGCAGCAGCAGCAGCAGCAGCAGCAGAUGUACAUCGCUCAGGUGCUGCAGGACCCAAACUCAGACGAGCCGGGCGGGGGGAGCGGCGAGGAGGACCGGGGCUCGUCCCAGGACGAGGAGAUGCUGAACGGAGGGAACAGCAUCAACGAGGCGGAUUUUCAGUCAGGGGAGGACAGUCUGAUAGCCAACGAGGUCCACCAGUAGCAGGGGGUGGAGCUAGAGGGAGAGGGAGGAGCUUGAGGGUCGUCGCUCACGCGACAGUGAAAAAAAAGCUGACUGGAGAAUCACUUCACAUACAAACACACAUAGAGCUAGUAUGACACAGUUAGCUCCUCCCCCUCCCUGCUCGAAGACUUGACCCUGACCUCCGACGCCGGCGCUGGGUCGCCAUCAUCCUGUCCCUGCACACCUGUGGAGACUUGAUAGACACCGGACUGAGUCCACAGGAAAUCACUGUACAUAACCACAAAGCCAAAAGUUCUCUUUCGUUUUUCUCGGGGUGGGGGUGGGGGGGCGGGGUUUAAAUUCGUGCCUGGGCUGGAUUUUGUCGGUACGCACUCGUGUCUUGACUCCUGACAGGUUGCAGGAACUCGACCCGUCCAGGGGUCAACACUGACACAUGUUCCCUUUUGGCGUGAUGUCCGACAUCGCCGCUAUCCUCCGACAUCAGAGUGCUGAGUAUCUCGUUAACCGCCAGCUCUUGUAGUGGUAGAAGCCUCGCUUACGCAGACGUGCCGCAGACGCCCUUCUUCCUGUUUGCCGGUUUCAUUUUUUCUUUCAUGGAUGUUCUCGUUUCUCCAACACGCCGCCCUCAAAGGUUCGGGUUUCUUUGACCUGCUGAGCUUCUGCUGCAUGUCGUUCAAAGUUCUGCCUGGACCAGCGGCGUCGCCGUCGUCGUCGUCGUCCUUUCGGAUGACGUCAUGACGACAGGGCUUCUGUGGCCAAUGAGAACAGAUUCCCAGUCUGAACACAGCAGCUCAUCCUCUGACCUUCUGAUGUUCUCAGCUACGCUCGGGGCUUCAGCCGGACCGCCCCUCAACACCAUUCUCUCUCUCUCUCUCUCUCUCUCUCUCUCUCUCUCUCCCUCUCUCUCUCUCUCUCUCUCUCUCUCUCUCUCUCUCUCUCUCUCUCUCUCGCUCUCUCGUUUUGAUUUCACCCGAACGACCUUAAAUCAUCUGAAGUCAUGACAAAGGGAACGGGGACGUUUGUGUCUGUGUAGGUUUAAAGAUCUGAACUCUUUGUGGUUCCUGGACUGAGACCUUUGUGAAGACACUCCCACACUUCCAGCAGCGGCGGCGGCGGCGUGGUUUGAGCCCGGGUAGACGCAGAAGAAGAAGAGCAGCGCUUUUCGUUUGGACGGUCUACCCUCACCGCCUGAAGCUGUCAGGAUACUCAAGGGAAAUGUUUUCUGUGUGUGUGUGUGUGUGUGUGUGUGUGUGUGUGUGUGUGUGUGUGUGUGCGUGUGUGUGUGUGUGUGUCCAGUAGCUUAUUGUGUUCUAACCUGCAUCAUGAAGGUGCAGCAGCAUCACCUGGUGACCCGGAACGCCCCAAAAAAGCGGCAGGAUGACACGAUCCGGCGCUUCUUAACCCGUUUGUCCACGACACGAUAUUUGACCUUUACUUUGAAGGCGAGUCACGUUCGACUUCCUGCCCCCCACGAACAUCCACAGAGUGUGUGUUCACCGCGUCACUGCUGCAGGUCGGGCUGGGCGGGAUCGGAAAACGUCGAUGUCGACUCUGAUCGAGUCUCGUCUUUGCCGACACGUCGACUGCUGCUCUGAUGCAGAAUACUCACGACGCGCUGUGGUCUUUUUCCCAUGAUCCUUUUGGUGUUUGACGAUGCGUGUGAGCUGGGGCCUGCCUCCUCUGAUUGGACGGUUUUGGAAAGAAGACCUGUACAUGAACUGGGCUGGUUUGGUUCUGGAGUUUGUCUCCGCUGAACUCUGACUCGCCGUUCAAUCGGAGCGAUAUCCUUCCAUGCCUAAUUAGCUCCGCCCACUUUCCAAAACUUCACCUUUUGUUCGGUUCUGAUCCAGCACACGGACGGAGAUCGAGAGAUUAAAUGAGUUCUGAGAUGUUAUAGAAAGGAAGUGACCCCUUCAAAAUAAAGUGUCAGUUAACGCUUAAGCGAGCUGAUGAGGUCGGCCUCGGGCAUUUGGCUGUGAUCUGCCCCCUUGUGGACAAACAUUAUGAAGUGCACCAAACUGACGCAGUAUGAUUGGUUGCCAUGGUGACAGUCAGAGGAGGCGGGCCCUGAUUUGCAGCAUCAGGCGAGUGAAACAGAUAAAACAACCUCCAGGUGAAAUCCUGUUUACAUCAGCUUUUGUUGCUCCUGAUCAUGUCUGUGUGUGUGUGUGUGUGUGUGUGUGUGUGUGUGUGUGUGUGUGUGUGUGUGUGUGUGUGUGUGUGUGUGUGUGUGUGGACACAGAGCUAGACUAUGAAAGCUGUAGCCAGCAGGACGUGUCGCGGCGGCUACACGCCGGAGAACUGUAGCGUUUGUGUCCUCGUGGUUUUAUUUUUCUGACUUUAGUUCGUCGUCACCUCCAGCAGGCGUCUGCUGGUCUGAUUGUAUGCACAUGAACCUGAACCUGAACCUGAACCUGAAGGAUCUGGAUCUGAGGUCUGAUCUAUGACCAGAGGUUCGGCUCAGCAGCUCUCAACCCUCAGAGAACAAAUUCAGAGAUCAGAGAGGAAGGAUGAAGUCAGGGUGUGUUUCUGACCGCCUCCCUGAGCAGCGUUUGAUGAAAUCUACGAGGAGCUGAACGGAGACAGAAGGUCUUUUUUUAAAGUCACGACUGAUGCGACACAUUUCACGAUUCAUAACCAGCUUCGAUCCUGGAGAGAGGGAGGAAAAAGCAGCUUGUUGUAAAAUUAAAUCUUUGUUAUCGUAAGAUGGAAAAAUCAAAGUCAUAUUAGUGGACUGUGUGUACAGAUGUGGAACUCAUCCAGAGGAGGAGGAGGAGGAGGAGGAGGAGGAGGUGCUGUCUGACCUUCACCGUAACCACAGGUGUUUAAAAACAAAAGUCACUUGAACUCUUCGACCGUGUUCGGCUCUUAGUACCAGUGCAGCAGGAGUUUUUUGCAGUGCAGCUCAUUUAUAUAGAAAGAAGUAUAUUUUUCCAAAUGACUGAUUAUGGAUCAUUUAUAUACAUGCAAACAACACUGGUGCAGAUUUGCUUGGCAGUGAAGUUUGUGGCGUAUUUAACCUGCGGCGUGUUUUUAGUGAAUCCGACCCUCACUUCCUGCUAAACUGUGAACGGUUCGCAAUAAAAGCCUACCUCCAAUAUAAGCCUGCUCUCCAACACGGAUCAGGACGGUCCAGACGAAAAGCAGAUAAAGGAUUCGGCCCAGAUAAGAGGAGUUCAUUUAAAUGAAUAAAACCAGGACACCUUUUGCCCACAGGGGGCGCCAAAAUCAGCUUUAAAAAGAUUCAGACGAACUGAGGAGUUUUUGUUCCUUUGACCGGUGAACGGACCCUGAGGAAGUCUGCAGAUACAAUAAAACUCAGAUAUUCGUUUUCAGCUCAUUAACCCAGAAAAAAAAACGACGUUUUUUCAGGAUCGUCUGAUAAUAAAUAUCUUUAACUGUGAAACGGCGACAGCACAGCUCUUAGAAAACCGUGAAAAGCUCCGUUCAUCCUUUCAUUUCUCAAACCUGCGGGUCUGCUUCAUCCUCAUUGGUCACGUUCGACCACCUGAGCGCUCAUGUCUGCAGAGGUCAAAGGUCAUGUGAGGGACAGAUCUGAGAGCUGAGAGCUGCUGCGUUCACUGACCUCUGGGUGCAGUAAAACCUGAAGAUACCCAUAAUAACAAUAAUAAUAAUAAUAAUAACGAAGAGUCUGUGUGAUAUUUUUGUAACCUGCUGACUGAAGUAUUUGAUACUGACGUGUUAAACACAAACGUUGAAGACGGCGUGACGAUGCUGAUGUAAAAUGUAACUGAAGUUUUGAAUAAUCAGACGCUGCUUUUUGCUUUUCUUAGUUUUCUAAAUCGUUUCUGAAGGUGUAAAAAAAAACAAAAAAAGAUGAAUGUGAAGUGAAGAGAGGAACCAGAGGCCGGACACUGGAGAAGAGAGACUGUGUAAAAUAUAACCUGUGUAAAUAAACAUGAACUGCACUGUCGUCAUGGAGACGAGCUAACGCUGGGUUGCUCCUCUCAUGUUUUAAUUUAUUGCUGUGACUAUUUAUUUUUACUUCAGGUCAUCUGUACAGUGGAACAUUUGUCCUAUUUAUGUUACUGAUCAAUAAAAUGGCUUCAUCUGUAAAAA
This is a messenger RNA of Xyrichtys novacula (pearly razorfish), 40857 nucleotides long. Lineage: Eukaryota; Metazoa; Chordata; Actinopteri; Labriformes; Labridae. The record is from the annotation of a GenBank genome assembly.